Neolamprologus brichardi is the source of this 456-nucleotide messenger RNA. NCBI's taxonomy places the organism in Eukaryota, Metazoa, Chordata, Actinopteri, Cichliformes, Cichlidae. The record is from RefSeq and is a predicted model, not a curated record.
CAGCAGGUGAGUCGAGGACCCUUGCUACGUUGCCAUGGUGUUCAAGAGUGCAUCUUAUUGGUGACUCAGCGGAUGUUCAAGUAUCCUGCACUUAUUCAGCGCAUUCUGGACAACACAACAGAUGAUGAAGAAGAAGCUUCCUCUGUGGCCCAGGCUCUGCUGAUGAUCAGAGAACUGCUUAGUUCAAUAGACCAACAGAUGGACGAUCUGGAGAAAACACAGCGGCUUCAGGAAAUCCAUGCCAAGCUUGACCCAAGGGCUGAGGCCGUAGUACGGGAUGGAGGGAUAUUUAAAGCUGGAGAGCUACUCCGAAGGAGACUUAUCCGUGAAGGGACCCUUUUCUGGAAAACUCCAGGAUCACGACUCAAAGAUAUACAGGUCUUACUGAUGUCUGACAUCCUGGUGUUUCUGCAGGAGAAGGACCAGAGGUGCAUCUUUCCAUCUAUGAGCUUGUAG